This is a messenger RNA of Bactrocera neohumeralis, 4340 nucleotides long. RefSeq names its product homeobox protein caupolican. Lineage: Eukaryota; Metazoa; Arthropoda; Insecta; Diptera; Tephritidae. Gene Ontology annotation, cellular component: nucleus. Gene Ontology annotation, biological process: cell development; regulation of transcription by RNA polymerase II; neuron differentiation. Gene Ontology annotation, molecular function: RNA polymerase II cis-regulatory region sequence-specific DNA binding; DNA-binding transcription factor activity, RNA polymerase II-specific. The transcript is spliced from 5 exons. The coding region runs from base 1 to 2370 and encodes 789 amino acids. The record is from RefSeq and is a predicted model, not a curated record.
AUGGCCGCCUACACGCAGUAUGGUUAUAAUUACCCGUCGGCAAAUCAGUUACUCAACGGUGUUGCACAGUCAGCAGCUGCCGCCGCUGCCAUUUCCAACGGCAUGUCGGCCAACAGCAGCAUGGGCCUCGUUGGCGGCAGCGCACCGUCACCGCUCUCUGGCGGCAAUGAUGCAUCGCUCAGCCCAUCUGGCGGCUCGUCGGCCACCACAACUGGCGGUGUCACAACCACUGGACCGCUUAGUCCAGGUGCAAUUUCGCAAACAUCAAAUAAUACCAACAACAAUAACAACAGCGGCGCUAGCACAGCCGGUCUCAGCAUACUGCAUAGCAGCACCGCCAAUGCAAUCGGCUUGAGUUUGAGCCUAAAUGCAGAUGUCAGCGGUAGCGAGGGUGAUGUCGGCAUGGGUAUAGAUGGUGCAGGCGCCGCCGCCGCCAAUGCUGCCGCUAUCAAUGAUGGCACUACGCCCUGCUGUGAGAAUGGCCGCCCCAUCAUCACAGAUCCCGUCUCCGGGCAGACGGUCUGCUCGUGCCAAUACGAUUCGGCGCGCUUGGCGCUCUCCGGCUACACACGCAUGCCGGGCGCUGGUGCCACAGCCGGCGUUGGUGUUGGUGUUUAUGGCACGCCCUAUCCAUCAAGCGAGCAAAAUCCCUAUCCCAGCAUUGGCGUGGAUAGUUCGGCGUUCUAUUCGCCGCUGAGUAACCCCUAUGCACUUAAAGAGGGCAACGCUGGCUCUGACAUGUCUGCUUGGACCUCAGCUAGCCUGCAGCCCACCACUGGUUAUUAUUCAUACGAUCCCAUUGCUGCUUAUGGCUACGGUUCCAGUUACGACUUGGCGGCGCGCCGCAAGAACGCCACACGUGAGUCCACAGCCACACUCAAGGCUUGGCUCAGUGAGCACAAGAAGAAUCCCUACCCCACCAAAGGUGAGAAGAUAAUGUUGGCCAUCAUUACGAAAAUGACGCUGACACAGGUCUCUACAUGGUUCGCGAAUGCGCGCCGACGUCUGAAGAAGGAAAAUAAAAUGACUUGGGAACCAAAGAAUAAGACCGACGAUGAUGAUGAAGCAAUGUUGUCGGACGAUGAGAAGGAAAAAGAUGUUGCCGAUGAGGUUGAUAAGCUGAACAGCGGCGGUGUAGGCGCUGGCGACGUCGUUGGGGGCGUUUACGGUGGUGCAGCUAUGAGUGGCAGUGACUUGCGAAAAGAUGACCCUGUAGUGAAAUCUGAGUUAUUGGGAAAGGAGGACAAAAUGGAUGCUUGCACAGUGGAUGAACCGAAAUUCGGCGAUAUACCCACCCUACGCAACAUGAGUGGCAUCUACAAUUCACCAUAUGGACAACACCCCAGCUAUCAUCCCUACCAACAACAACAAGCAACGGCUUACUACCAACAACAGCAACAACAGCAGCAUGCAGUUAGUAUGACAUAUGGCACAGCAAGCCAAAUCAACGCAGCGGAUGAGUAUAAUGUGUCAAAAAACCUGCUGCGUGCGGCGGACUGUGGUAUACCGCUCCCAGCGAGCAAACCCAAGAUCUGGAGUUUGGCAGACACGGUCGCUUGCAAGACACCGCCACCUCCGCCGCCGCCGACGCUGGCCUCACUGCCACCACCUAUACAAAUGAACACAUAUCAGCAGCAGCAGCAGCUACAGCAACAACAACAGCAGCAGCAGCAAUCAUUGCUGCAGAGCCGGUCGCAAUACUACCAACAAAUGCCGACGCACUUACAACAGCUCAGCCAACUCAAUCCACACAGCAGCAGCAACACACAGCCGGCACACAACAACAACAACAGCAACAGCAACAAUUCGACAUCGCUGAGUAUGAUGAACGGCUACGUCGGCGCAUUGCCUUAUUCGCGCAUACCUACGGCGUACGCAGCAGCAACUGGCAGCAGCAACAACAACAACAGCAGCAGCGGUCAAUUUCUCAAUUUGAGCUCCAGCAGCAACAACAGCAGCAAUGGCAACGGCAGCAGCCACCACAACGGCAGUAUUGGCAGUGGCAGCAGCAACAGUAGCGCUUCGACGCCACCUGCCAUGACGCAAGGGCCACCGCUGCUAACAGCGCAACAAUAUCACCAGCUGCAACAGCAACAACAGCAGCAACAGCGCUUGGGUUUCAAUGAAAUUCAGCCGGAUACGCCGCCACAAACGCCACCCAACAUGAAGUUAGCGAGCGGCGGCAGCGGUGGCAUUGCCUUGAAUCAGCUGGCGCGCAGCGGUUUAAUGGCGACACCCACGAGCGCCGCGGCUGGCAUGUGUUACAACGGUGGUAAUGGUAUCGGUGUGUCGCAUGGGGCGUACGGCGCGGCGAUGGGUUCCAGUGUGGGUAUCAAUUACGCGUUGGCAGCGGCACGUGCUGAGGGCUGAGUGGGCGCAGAUGGAGGCCAUGAGUCAAUCAGUCGCUGAAGUAAAUAUCGAAAACAAUUAGCUCACGCAACUCGUGUCAUCCGUGGGUUAUGUGCAACAACAAAAGCAGGCAAUAAAUUGUAAAAAUAUAAUUGAAUUGAAUUUUUUGUAGCAAAACGCGCAGCGCUUUCGGACAUCGGACAGCGGAAGUAAGUCACGCUAGUUUUUUAAUUACUUUUCCUUGUACAUCUGCGUCGUAUUUACAUACAUGUGUCUAUACACCACAAAACCGCUAAUCGCGGCAGUCUCUGCCGUCACAAUUUAAACGCGCUAAUUAUUUUGCAAUAAAAACGUAAUUUGAGUAAGCGGCAAUAAAAAGUGUUUAUUGCAAUUCGCGUGCGUGGAAAAAAGGUCGCCUGACGGCUGCGUAAUUCAACACGCGCGCAUGCGCAGUUAACCAAAAAAAAAGCGAAACAAAAAAAAAAGUAACGCAAAAAGUAGUUGAAAACAGCAAAAGUAAUAACUGAAGACUUAAGGCACGAACUCGCCGCAGCAAAUACGUGAAAAUAUGGAGAGGGUGGUCGCCGCAAAUUGCCUGUGCUGUUGCAGUUGUUAUUGUGCAAUUAAUAGCGCUUUAUUAAAACAACAAUAAAAGCGAGUUAAGGCAUACGCACAUCCCAUUAGUCACACCAACGGCAGGUUAACGACUCUGCGCACACAGUAGCAGCCACAACUAGGCAGCAAGCUAGCUAGCAGCUGCAACAAUAACACUAUCGGUAACAAGCGCGAAGGUGUUGUAAAAAUAGCAAUUAAGCCUUGAUAAAAUUGCUUGUAAAACUUAUAAAUUAAGAUUAAAAGCACAUUAAAAAAUGGCAAUUAAAAAGUGCUAAAAAUUAACGCAUGCGGCAUUAUUUUGCUGUUGGCGCAAAUAGGGGGUGGUUCGUAAACAUGUUGCAAACUAAAAAAAAAAUUAAUAUUAAAGCUAUAAGAAAAAUAGAGAAAAAUAGAUAAAAAUGUUUCCAUAAAAAACUUGAUUUUAAUCAGUUAGUUUGUAUGGCAGCUAUAAGCUAUAGUGACUCGAUCUGAACAAUUUUUUUGGAGCUUAUAUCUCUGCUUUGAAAAAUAACUCACGUCAAACUUCAUGCAGAUAUCUCAUCAAAUAAAAUAGUUUGCCAUAUAUAAAUUUUAUUUUGCAUGUUCAGUUUGUAUGACAGCUAUAUGAUAUACUGGUCCGAUUUAAAACAUUUUUUUCAAAUAUUAUGCUGUUGUCUCAGGAAGUAAUCCAUGAUAAGUUUCAUGAAUAUAUCUUGUCAAAUAAAAAAGUUUUCCUUACAAUAUCUUGAUUUGGAACCUUCAGUUUGUUUGGCAGCUAUACGCUAUAGUGCCCCAAUUUGAACAAUUUUCUCGGAAAUUGUAUCUCUGAUUUUAGAAAUAAUUCUUGUCAAAUUUCGUGAAGACAUCUCAUCAAAUAAAAAAGUUUCCACACAAAAAAUUGGUUUUAAUCGCUCAGUUUGUAUGGCAGCUAAAUGAUAUAUUGAUCCGAGCUAAAAUAUUUCUUAAGAUAUUGUGGCGUUAUCUUAGAAAAUAAUUUUUGUGAAAUUUCGUGAGGAUAUUUCGUCAAAAAAAAAGUUUUCCAGACAUAAACUAGAUUUUAAACGUUCAGUUUUUAUAACAGCUAUAUGCUAUCCUUAUCCGAUAUCGGCGGUUCCGACCGAUAAGCAGCCUCUUGGCGAGAAAAGAACGUGUACACAAUUUCAGAUUGAUAUCUCAAAAACUGGAGGAUUAGUUCGCUUAGAUUUGUUUUAUUUUUUUUAUCGGUUUCGAAAGAUGUUUUUAUACUUUUAGCUUAUAAAUUAAGCUUUAAAAUUUCAAAAAGCUAAAACACCAUUUCAGUAGCAUAUAAAUUUGAAAAAAUUUAGCCUUAAUGGAGCUAUACAAAAGUGUGAAAAUAUGUUUUUAUGUAAGUAAGUUUGCUUUUCCGACUUGUAAUU